Theileria orientalis strain Shintoku is the source of this 1125-nucleotide messenger RNA. RefSeq lists its product as hypothetical. Bases 1 to 1125 code for a protein of 374 amino acids. The transcript has 7 exons. Lineage: Eukaryota; Apicomplexa; Aconoidasida; Piroplasmida; Theileriidae. The record is from RefSeq and is a predicted model, not a curated record.
AUGUUAAUCGCAAAAAGGCUGCUGGCACCGGGCCAUGCCAGCUGUAAACCACUGCCAGUGCUAACACAGGACGGACCGAAUAGGUUCAUAAAAUUUAAGCUGAGAAGAAUAAGAAGAGAUUAUUGGAAUGUGUUAUGUUUCGCAAACUCAAAUAAACUAAAAACAACAGCAUACGAACUGAUAAGCAACUAUUCACCGAAACAAAUGGAGUUUAUAGAAGAUUAUUCUCCAAAUAAGUCAGAAAAUAAACGAGAAGGUGAUGGAAAUCAAAGUGAUUUGAAUAAAGAAUUGAAUAGAGAAUUCAAAAAUGAAGAAGAAGGGGGAAUUGAGGAGCAGAAUAAGGGAUUACUCAGUAAAUCUAGGGGUUUUUGGAUAGUAUACAGUAAAAGAUUCAAAGAUUCCAUACAUAUUCUGAGUGUGUUAGACAUCGCAACAAUAUUGAAAUCGUUUCACAUAUAUAAUAAGGAUACAGGAGAGUAUGUGGUCGCAGUGCUAGAAUUGCAAAAAAGAGUGACUGAAAUGGGCAGAGACGCGUUUAUGGAUUGUUUGUGGGUGUUGUCGAGAAGGUUAAAGUUAAAUACUCAGAAAAAUUUUUUCAAAAAAAUGGCACAGCACGUUCCAAACAUAUUGUAUUCACUUGAUGCUCUCGACAUCAUAAAGGUGUUAUGGAACCUAUAUAACGCAGGAUACACAGACGUAAAUAUAUGUAGAAAGGUAUAUAUGAAGUUUAUGGACCACAUGGAAGAAUUGAACGAAAAAGGUAGGAGGCAUAUACACUAUUGUGACUUGAGUGCUGCCUGUUUGGCAUUCGGAAGAUUCGGAUACAGAAACAUGGAUUUGUACUCGAAAAUAGAGCCAAAAAUAACAAAAAUGUGCAACGCAGAAGUACUUUUUCAAGCCUCUUGGGGAUUUCACCUAGCUGCAAUUGAUGUAACAAAGUUGGUGACAGAAAGGACGGAAACACUGGUAGAUUCACUGGGCAAGAUCCCAAGGUGGAAGGUACAGGUAUGGAAAACAAUUUUAAGUGGCACCAGCUGUGAUAUUGAGUUAAAACAGACAGUGGAUGAGGGUGGGGUCUGGAAACAAAGGCAAAAUUUAAACUUGUUAGACGGAGAUUUAUCAUAG